UUGGGGGGGAGGGUUUUGGGAUACUGGGAACAUGGCGGCUGCCUUGGAAAUUGAAUUGGAAGUAGAUAACGAAGAUUAUUAUUCUCUGCUCAAUGCCAGGAGAGAGGCUACUCAAGAAGAGUUGAAGGCGUCGUACAGGCGUCUGUGUAUGCUUUACCACCCUGACAAGCACAGAGACCCUGAGCUAAAGAGGCAGGCAGAACAACUAUUCACCUAUGUACACCAGGCAUAUGAGGUUCUCAGUGACCCACAAUCCCGAGCCAUAUAUGACAUAUUUGGGAAGAAAGGCCUGGAGGUGGAAGGCUGGGAGGUGGUGGAGAGGAAGAGAACCCCUGCAGAGAUCAGGGAGGAAUAUGAACGUUUGCAGAGGGAGAGAGAUGAGAGGAGACUCCAGCAGAGAACAAACCCUAAGGGGACAAUAAGCGUUGGCAUAGAUGCAACAGACCUCUUCGAUCGAUAUGAGGAGGACUUUGAGGAUGUACCAGGAGGAGGUUUUCCCCAUAUUGAGAUCAACAGGAUGCACAUUUCCCAAUCCAUUGAGGCGCCCCUAACCACUUCAGAUACCGCUGUCCUCUCUGGAUCUCUGUCUACGCAUAAUGGCAAUGGAGGAGGAAAUAUAAACCUUUGUGUGCGCCGUGUGACCUCAGCGAGGGGCUGGGGAGAGAUGGAGUUUGGUGCAGGGGACGUUAGAGGACCUUUAUUUGGGAUGAAAGUAUUCCGUAACGUAACUGCACGAUGCUUUGUGACUGCCCAAUGGGGACUGCAGUUCUCCUCACGUGGCGUGCGGCCUAGUGCCUCUACAAUGAUGGCUCGCCACCUGGACCAAAACACUAUGGGCUACCUGCAGUGGCGCUGGGGAAGCCAGUCUGCCAUGACCACCAGCAUCGUCAGGGACACUAAAACAAGCCACUUCACCCUGGCCCUGCAGCUGGGCGUUCCUCAUUCCUACCUAAUGAUGAGCUAUCAGUACAAAUUCCAGGAUGAAGACCAGACCAAGGUCAAAGGUUCCAUCAAGACUGGGUUCUUUGGCACCGUGGUCGAAUAUGGUGCAGAGCGUAAGAUCAGUCGCCACAGUGUUUUGGCUGCUACCGUCAGCAUUGGUGUACCCCAAGGAGUCUCCCUCAAAAUCAGGUUGAACAGAGCCAGUCAGACCUACCUCUUCCCGAUUCAUCUGACCGACCAGAUUUUACCCAGCGCUGUGUUUUAUGCCACUGUGGGCCCGCUGGCCAUCUACUUAGCUGUCCAGAAGCUUAUUAUUAUGCCUUAUAUACAAGCCCAGAAGGAACAGGAGUUGGAGAAACAGAAGGAGGAUUCUGCGUCAGAAAUUGCUCGCAGGAAGCAAGAAGCUGAAGCUGCUGUUUUGCUGAUGCAAGAGUCAGUGAAGAGAAUUAUUGACGCUGAGGAAUCUAAAAUGGGUCUCAUCAUUCUAAAUGCCUGGUACGGCAAAUUUGUAUUGGACAAUAGUCAGAAACGUGAGAAAGCAGAAGUCAUCGACGUGACUGUCCCGCUCCAGUGUUUAGUGAAAGACUCUAAACUCGUUCUUACAGAAGCAUCGAAGGCUGGCUUGCCGGGGUUUUAUGACCCGUGCGUCGGAGAGGAAAAGAGCCUAAAGCUGCUGUACCAGUUCCGAGGUGCAAUGCACCAAGUCUUGUCUGGAGACACAGAGCCUCUUAGGAUACCUAAACAAUCUCAUAGAAUCACUUCAGAGACGUAGGAAUCUUCCACACAUUGGAAGAAAGGACAGAUGAACUCAAUGGACAUCAAAGGAACAUAAAGGGACAGUCAGACAUCAAGUGAUCCGAAGGGCUGCCCCUCUUCAUUCCACGUAUUCACCCGUGUAUCACCUUUGUGUUGUCUGUUUAACUCAAAUCCCUUAACAUAUAUCGUCAAUGGGUCGAACACAUCUUAAAAUCUCCUUAAGAUCUGGAGUUUUAAGUGAGACUUCCGAUGAACCAUCUGAACCCGUCUGCAGCUUUGAUAGCUGUCUGUUUUCAGGUAGUAGGAGGUAGUCAAAUAUCAUAUCGCUCAAUCCAUCAGUCUUAAUCAGUGUUAAUACGACACUAUCUGAAGAUAUCUACUGGAUAGUACAGCAAUAAAAGCUCCUGUAACAAAAAAAAGUAUGGUUCACACUGUAAUGAAGUGCUGUACAACCCGUGGUUUAAUAGGACAGGUAUUGAUAUUGUUUAUUGAUAAUGUUUUUGACAGAAAGGUUUGCAAGUUUGUACACUGAGCUUAAGAACAGGAAAUCUUAGGCUUACACUGCCUCUAAAAUCAGUACUGUAGAAGCUGCUUUUUUACCAUAGGAUCAUGAUUUUAAUUUCUGUUUGGAUAACACUCAUCGGGUUAAUAUUUAUAUUUUCAGGUGAAUCUCACAACAAAAAAUAAAAUGCUUGGCAAAUUCUAAAUUUUACUGUAAUCUAAACAUUUUAAUUUCUGUGAUACAUGAAAAUCUGAAUAAAAAAAUGUCCAAUUUUUUCCUAAAUUGAGGUCUUUUGUAUUACUGUAAGAUAUUGACAAUUAGGGGAGGUCGUUUAAAAUGGACUUGCAAGAAAUCUCAAAAAUACAAGAAAUCUUACAUAAUUUUCUUCAUGCAAACUUCAUGCAAAAUGGAUUCACCAUUUCCUCCAUAUCAAAGAUAUUUAUACACCAUAUAUUCUCCAAAUUUAAAAUACUCAAAGUCAACAGUAUUACUGUACAUAAUCAGAGCCAGUGAACUGGAAAUAAGGACAUGCUGUUAUUUUUAUUUGUUUAGAUUGUGGUUCUUUGCAUCUGGACAUUAUAAGCAACUUUCCCCUUCUCAGUUUUUAAAAGUUGAAUUGCAUUAGUUUUACUGACUUUAAAUGCUUAGAUUGAGCUAGUAUAAACCUUUUGGAUAAUUUUGUGCUACAUUUGGUAUUUAUCAUGAUUUGAUUGAGGGGUUUAAACAGAGUUGUUACAAAUAUAAAAUCACAGUAGCAGAACAGUAUUUAAUGAUUCGUAAUUUCAAAUGAUCCUCAUUUGUGCAACUACUCCACUGAACUGUUCAUUCAUUGUCAUUUUAAUAUGCACCUUUUGUUUUAGUUUUCUUAAUUUGACAUUGUGUUAUUAGUGCAAUUUGUCAUGAGUGGGUAAUACCUACCUAAUUUAAGUCUGUAAUUGAUGUUUAUUUGUAACAGUCUUUCCAGCUGUACCUUUUGUCUCUUGGGCUAUAAGGGAAAAAAGUCAUUUCAACAUCAAGUCAUUUUAUUGUUGUAGCAGCAACAAUAAUCUUCUCAUUCAGAAGUGAAAAUAAGGCUGAAUUUCCCCAAUUCCUGGGUCAGUGUUAAGUACAUGCACUAUUGACAGGCCAUGGCAUCAUUUUGGUGUGAUUUAAAAAUGGCCCUUUUGAUGUUCCCUGGUUUGUUAUCCAGUACUGUCAUUACACCUUGCACGUCUCCUGACUUUUUAGCAUAGCUCUUGUUCAAGCCACAUUUUGCAACUCUGAAAGAAACCGGUGUUACAUUCCUAUCUGAUGCAAAACCUUAAUGUAUUCAUGUUAUGUAAUCGACCUGAAGAGUAAUUUAAACAAUAAAAAGUGAAGAAAACUACA
Molecule: messenger RNA, 3568 nt
Organism: Ctenopharyngodon idella (grass carp)
Lineage: Eukaryota; Metazoa; Chordata; Actinopteri; Cypriniformes; Xenocyprididae
Gene: dnajc11b
Product: dnaJ homolog subfamily C member 11
Exons: 16
Coding region: 32-1714 (560 amino acids)
Biological process (GO): cristae formation
Source: RefSeq, a predicted model, not a curated record